This is a messenger RNA of Carlito syrichta (Philippine tarsier), 1357 nucleotides long. RefSeq names its product uroporphyrinogen decarboxylase (gene UROD). Bases 281 to 1279 code for a protein of 332 amino acids. Gene Ontology annotation, molecular function: uroporphyrinogen decarboxylase activity. Gene Ontology annotation, biological process: heme biosynthetic process. Lineage: Eukaryota; Metazoa; Chordata; Mammalia; Primates; Tarsiidae. The transcript has 10 exons. The record is from RefSeq and is a predicted model, not a curated record. Gene Ontology annotation, cellular component: cytosol.
GGAAUCUGAUCAUGUGACUUUUAACAUGGCGACGCCCUUGGUUUCCUCCAGGAAGGGGCGGAGCCUGGACUGAGGGGCGGGUUCAGAUUCAGGUUAAAGUGGGGUUAUUCUCGCAGUCGCGAACAGCUUAGCAUGGAGGCGAACGGGUUGGGCCUAGCAUACUGACAUCUACCUCCAUCCCCCUCUGAUCGUCAGUUCUCAGGGUUUUCCGGAGCUGAAGAAUGACACAUUCCUGCGAGCAGCUUGGGGAGAGGAAACAGACUACACUCCCGUUUGGUGCAUGCGGCAGGCAGGCCGCUACUUACCAGAGUUUAGGGAAACGCGAGCUGCCCAGGACUUUUUCAGCACUUGUCGCUCUCCUGAGGCCUGCUGUGAACUGACUCUGCAGCCACUGCGUCGCUUCCCUCUGGAUGCUGCCAUCAUCUUCUCUGACAUCCUUGUUGUACCCCAGGCACUGGGCAUGGAGGUGACCAUGGUACCUGGCAAAGGACCUAGCUUCUCAGAGCCAUUAAGGGAAGAACGGGACUUAGAGCGCCUACGAGAUCCAGCAGUGGUGCCCUCUGAGCUGGGCUAUGUGUUCCAGGCCAUUACUCUUACCCGACAACGACUGGCUGGGCGUGUGCCACUGAUUGGCUUUGCUGGUGCCCCGUGGACCCUGAUGACAUACAUGAUUGAGGGUGGUGGCUCAAGCACCAUGGCUCAGGCCAAGCGCUGGCUCUAUCAGAGACCUCAGGCCAGUCACCAGCUGCUUCACAUCCUCACUGAUGCUUUGGUUCCAUAUCUGGUAGGACAAGUAGCUGCUGGUGCCCAGGCAUUGCAGCUCUUUGAGUCCCAUGCAGGGCAUCUUGGCCCACAACUCUUCAGCAAGUUUGCAUUGCCGUAUAUCCGUGAUGUGGCCAAACGAGUGAAGGCUGGGCUGCAAGAGGCAGGCCUGGCACCGGUGCCCAUGAUCAUCUUUGCUAAAGAUGGGCAUUUUGCCCUGGAGGAGCUGGCCCAGGCUGGCUAUGAGGUGGUUGGGCUUGACUGGACAGUGGUCCCAAAGAAAGCCCGGAAGCUUGUGGGGAAGACGGUGACCUUGCAGGGCAACCUGGACCCCUGUGCCCUGUAUGCAUCUGAGGAGGAGAUUGGGCGACUGGUGCAGCAGAUGCUGGAUGACUUUGGGCCACGACGCUACAUUGCCAACCUGGGCCAUGGGCUUUAUCCUGACAUGGACCCAGAACACGUGGGGGCCUUUGUGGAUGCCGUGCAUAGAUACUCACGUCUGCUUCGACAGAAUUGAGCAUGUACCUUUACCCUCAAGUACCACUAACACAGAUGAUUGUUUCCGGGAGAAUAAACAUUCCAGAGUUGAAGUCUA